Geodia barretti is the source of this 4480-nucleotide messenger RNA. Lineage: Eukaryota; Metazoa; Porifera; Demospongiae; Tetractinellida; Geodiidae. The record is from the annotation of a GenBank genome assembly.
AUUUAAGCAUUACGUAAUAGGCUAAAUACAUCAUUGUACUGACACAAUCACAGUUUGAGAUGUAAGGAAGAGCAGUUUUUAUUGCGUAGUCACACUGAGAUGAAUGCAUCAGUAUCUGUCACGAUUUGUUUUAUCCUGCUAAUAGCCAAGUAUGCAGCAGGUAAGAGAUAUAGCUAUAGCUAUAAUGUAUAAACCUCAAGAUUCUUCCAGCUAGAGCCGUCUGCACUGAUGGGGACGUUAGGCUAGAAGAUAAAGAGAGUGAUUAUGUAGGGAGAGUUGGGCUCUGUUACAAAGGAGUCUGGGGCACAGUUUUUGAUAGAGAAAUCAAUGAUAAUGCUGCUAUUAUUGUAUGCAGACAACUUGGAUUGCCAAACCAUGAUCCUAAAGUUGUGCUGCAGUAUGCUGGAGCUAAGGAAAUGAGGAGUCUGGAUAUAGUGGUCCUGGUAGCUGGUUGGACGGGACUUUGGUGUGAGUUGUGCUCCACCUUGCACUGAUGGUGAGGUGCGGCUACUGAGGGACAGAGUGCAGACUUGCCGAGGCCAACGCUGGGGCUAUGUCUGUUAUGAUAGGGGCUGGACUCGUCAGGAUGCACAAGUUGUGUGUAGAGAGCUUGGGUUCUCACCAAAAGAUGCAUUAGUGGAUUACCACAUUUUUGUGUUUGGUCAACAUACAUUCCCCUACUUUGUGAAUAAAACUAACUGCAAUGGGUCAGAGGGACAUCUUCUGGACUGCCCAGAUGUUAAUGAAACUCUUUUGUGUGGAUCUGUAACUGCACCUAAGGCAUAUUGUUCAGGGACCCAAGAGUGUAAUGGAACGCAGACAGUUCGUCUUCAGAAGAUUGUUAAGGGUUUGGAAAAUUAUGGAAGGCUGGAAGUUUGUUAUGAAGGAUACUGGGGAAGUGUAUGUGAUGAUUCCCUUCAUCAUUCCGAAGUAUUGCCGUCUGCAUUAGUAGCUUGCAAAGAACUGGGAUAUUCAAAAGUCAUGAAAGCGGAGUUUACCCCCAUUGGGAGAACUGUCUACAGCCUCCCAAGUAUUCCUAUUGUGGUAGAUGAUAUACGAUGUGCUGGUGACGAAACGUCUCUCCUCGAUUGCCAGAAAAGUAUCAAACUGCAUAACUGCAUAAGUUGGGAGGAUGUAGUGUUGCAUUGCAGAGAAAGAGAGUGCAAUGAUACUGAUAUACGCCUGGUUGGUGGACGGACGUCAUUGGAUGGGGAAGUUGAAGUUUGUCAUAAUCAUCUCUGGAUGCCAGUUUGUAGCGAGUCAUGGGACGAGAGAGAAGCAGAAGUAGUUUGUGCACAACUAGGACACAAGAGAAGAUCUUAUGCCUUGAAAGAAUAUGAACUUCCUGAUCCAACGGAAGGUGUAAAUAUAUUACCGUGCUAUGGAAAUGAGACAUUGUUGACAAACUGCAAUUAUGACAUAACAGAGUGUACAUCGAGAGCAGCAGUCGUGUGUACUGAUACUACAUGUGAGGAAGAUGGUGUGAGGUUGGUAGGUGGUCACAGUGUGAAGGAAGGGAGAUUUCAAAUGUGCCAUGAGGGAGAGUGGCACUCAGUCUGUGCUGACUCCUGGAGCGAGAGUGGAUCUGAGGCCAGGACUGUCUGUGCUACACUGGGAUACAUAGGAGACUCAGUCACAGCUGAUUUUGGAAGAGAUCACACACCAUUACUUCCAAUGGAUAUCCAGUGCAAUGGAGUAAAAGAUGAACUUAACUUGUGCAUUUUUACGAAUCGAAGCAGUUCCUAUGAGUGCAAGAAAGUGGCUAGUGUCAUCUGUGAUGCUCGCUGCACAUUGGAAGACAUCUCCUUUUGUACUGACUGUAGUGGUCCGUCUUCAAUCUGUUCUAUUUAUGACAACUGCUUUUGCUCAUCUGAUUGUUUUAUUUCCGGGAAAUGCUGUCCGGAUGUGGAAAGCUAUUUGCAAUGCUUAAAUGUAGAUGACUGUCAGACAGGGGAGGUACGUCUGGUCGGAGGGGUGACAGGAUCCUCGAGUGGAGUGGUGGAAGUGUGCGUGAAUGGAGUGUGGGGCACUGUCUGUGACUACAACAAUGAGUGGACUCUUGUGAAUGCAGCAGUAGUUUGCCGCCAACUGAAUUUACCAAUAUCCUAUGUUUCGGCAUUGCCAUUUUCUGUAUUUGGAUCUGCUUCAAGUGGUCCAGUUCUCUUUGACAGUGUUCACUGCAUGGGAACUGAAGACAAUCUCCUGGACUGUCCUCAUUCGAGUGUCGGUAACCAUUUCUGCCACCAAGAAUUUCCUUCAACUGUAGCGGUCCGGUGCACAGCGGACUGUGAGGAAGGAGAGGUGAGACUGCGGGACGGUACACAUGAGUCCAAUGGUCGUGUGGAGACUUGCCAGAACGGGAUAUGGGGCUCUGUUUGCAGUGAUAACAUGUGGGAUGUCCACGAUGCUGGUGUGGUUUGCAGACAACUUAACUUCACAUCAGAUGAUGUUCGAGUAACUGAAGUGUUUGGGAGAGAGGGUCCAGUGCUAAUGAGUAAAGUUGGUUGUAAUGGAUCAGAGACUGGACUCCACCUCUGUCCUAGUAACAGGUUUGGCAGCCAGCCCUGCGAAAAUGGAACUGCAGGGAUAAUAUGCAACACAAAUUUUGAUACUCACAACAGGUGUAAUGAUGAAAAUGGUACCCCACCUGAGCAUUGGAACACUCUGAGUAAGACUGAAAGGUUUGGUUAUUGUGAGCCGUAUGCUGGCAACUGCAAGCUCUGUAAUAAGAUAUUCAGAGGAAGUAUUGACUAUGUAUUUAUUGCGGCUGUUCACGGGAGUCAGAAAAACAUAUCCUCAAUUAUUGACAGUGAAAUUCCACCUUAUCUUGAAAGCAACUCCUUGGAAAGAUGGUGAUGAAUGUUACGAAAACAUUCUGAGAGUGAUUUGUAACUAUUACUUGAUGCCAUGUGGGACAGAGUCGGUAAAAUUGCCACCAUAUUCUGUAUGUUCUGAAGAGUGCUCAACUGUUGAGAGAGACUGCCCCAUAGUUUGGAGAACUGCCAAGUACGCACUAGAGAAUUACAACUUCAUCAGCUGUGAUAAAACGUCUAGCUUUAUCUUUCCUCUUCCAAGUUGUUGUACUAGCAUGGGCAUAGAAUGGUCAAAUAAACCCGAAACAAAAACAUCUCGUGUGAACGUGAUUGGUGUUGGUGGAGGAGUGGUAGUGAGUUUCUUCUUUCUUAUAAUCCUCUCCGUGGCAAUGCUACUACUUUAUGUCUACGUUAAGAGGAGAAUAAAACAUAAGAGGAUACAAACAGUUCAAAGGAAUAUACUCCAAAUGGUGGAACCAGAAGUCAAACAUGAUGAAGAGCCACCUGGUCACUACUCACUUUUAAACACCACACCAGGCUCUAACCCUUAUUCUGCGAAAGAACAGCCUCUCACUGGACAGUGUUUGCUCAAAGUGGAGCAUCCUGAGAGCCGUGGUCGCCUUAACUCACGCUAUGUACGCGAGCUGACACGUGGAAAGUUUCUCAUUAGAAGCCAAGAGUUGUCACAGCUGGAGAUGAUAGGGCAAGGAGAAUUUGGGGUUGUGUAUAAAGCUAUGCUGGGUCCUAAGGGAACAUUUAGUCGUGAUGUGGCUGUUAAGACGCUAAAAGGUUGUUUUGACCAACAAGAAGUGGAUAAGAUUGUUGAGGAGAGCCUGAAGAUGAGCCGGUUCAAGCAUGCUCAUGUGAUGGGACUCAUUGGGAUCCAGGAUGUUCAAAAGCGUCUGAUGGUGAUGUGCAACCAGAUAGCUAGUGGUAUGAAGUAUCUGGCUGCUGAGAAAUAUGUUCACAGGGACUUGGCAGCAAGGAACUGCAUGAUUGAUUCCCACUUUGUGAUAAAGAUCUCAGACUUUGGUCUGUCAGAGGACGUGUUCCAGAGGAACUACUACAGAGAGGGAGUGGAUGGAGAGAUGGCCAAACUCCCUGUCAAGUGGAUGGCUCCAGAGAGUCUGAGUGAUGGCCACUUCUCAGAGAAAAGUGAUGUGUGGUCAUUUGGAGUGAUAAUGUGGGAGAUAUUCAGUGGGGGUAAGUCCCCGUAUCCUGGGACCAAUCCCGUCAGCCUCAUGCAGAUGUUGGAGGGAGGAGAGAGGAUGCCUAAACCAUACAAUUCAGCAUGUUCUGAUGAAAUUUACAUGAUGAUGUUGGAGUGCUGGGAGUCAGCUCCAGACAAGAGACCUUCCUUCAAGACAUUGUACAGAAACACCUCCAAGUUCAUUGAAGGACUAGCUGGUUACCUGGAGGUGGGAUUUAACCCCUUUGUAGCCCAGACUGCCACUGAACCAGGAGAUGAAGAGACUACUAAUGAGAGGAGUGAGGACGAGGAGGGAGAGGAAGGACUGGACAAGCCAGUUGUAACGGUCAAAGUCCUUCCUCCAUCUGUUGAAUCUGGAGGUAAAUUCCCAGAGUAGCUAUUCAAUCAAGCAGUGACUUUAGAUGAUAUAUAGAUUGGCUCUUUUUUAGUUUGCAACAGUUAUGAAUGAUCUGAAUUU